Molecule: messenger RNA, 1938 nt
Organism: Trichomonas vaginalis G3
Lineage: Eukaryota; Parabasalia; Trichomonadida; Trichomonadidae
Product: long chain fatty acid--CoA ligase family
Exons: 1
Coding region: 1-1938 (645 amino acids)
Cellular component (GO): membrane; endoplasmic reticulum
Molecular function (GO): long-chain fatty acid-CoA ligase activity
Source: RefSeq, a predicted model, not a curated record
AUGGGAGGAGAAGGCUCAGUUCCAGUCUGUAGAGUUGCUAGUAUUCAUGAAUUUAUGGAAGGAUGCGAGAGCCCUAUCCUCAGAAGCACAGCAGUCAAUCCAAAAUGCAGGGGCUCAAUUUCUGGACGUUUUCCUAUUCAACAGAAUUCACGUACUCCAGCUGAAGUUUUGGCAACAAGUGCCAGACUUCAUGGAAAGAGACCAUAUCUUGGUGAACGAAUAAUCGAUAUCAACGGUAAUUAUGGAAGUUACAAAUUUAUCAGUUUCUCUGAUGCUCUUAGUCAGACGCAAACCUUCGCUAAAGGACUAAGUACAAUAGGUGUUACAAAAGGUUCCUACGUCGGUCUGUUUUCAGAUAACUGUGCCCUUUGGCAAAUCUCAUUUUUUGCUAUUAACAUGCUCCAAGCCAUUUCGAUCCUAGUUUCGGAUUCCCUUGCUUUAGAAAGAACGUUUUCUAUCUUUAAUGAAACGAAAUGUUCGAUCAUGAUCGUAAGCAAAGAUAAGUUUGAGACUCUCAUGAAAUAUCUUCCAAAUAUGCCUCAUGUCAAGAAAGUUAUUAUUCUUAAUAGCGAGAUUCCUCUUGAAAAUCCUCAUCCUGAGGUUAAUUUCUAUUCAUAUAACUCGCUCUCCAAGUCCGCUGCGACCGUUGAGUACAAAUUUGGUCAGCAGAAUCCAGAUGACGACGCAGUGAUCAUUUUUACAACAGGAACGACCGAUAAACCAAAAGGUUGUAUUUUAUCCAACUCGAAUUUGAUUGCAGGAGCUUCAGGAUUCUCAGAUCUUGCAUAUUCCAUUGGAUAUGGCGAUUAUUACAUCUCUUAUAUGCCUCUAACCCACAUUUAUUCCCUUAAUGUUGAACUUUGCAUGCUUGCACAAGGAGCAGCCAUCGGUUACUAUACAGGAUCGACCAAGAACCUGUUAGAAGACAUCAAAGUUCUCAGACCAACCAUUAUUUGUGGUUAUCCCCGCUUAUGGAACAAGAUAUGCAAUUCUAUUAAGGAAUACAUUGAUAACUGCAGCUUUUUGGAGAAGUAUUUAUACAAACUUACCAUUUCUCAUAAGCAUCGUGCAUUUAAUAACAAUCCAAACCCUUCUAUUUUAUUAGAUAAUCUUAUUCUUCCGAAAGUCAACAGUUUCCUCGGAUCUCGCGUCAGAUUGAUUGUUAGUGGCGGUGCACCGCUUAAACCAGAUGUUUACGACUACUUAAGAGCAGUUAUUACUCCAAAUAUUGUUCAAGGCUACGGAAUGACCGAAUCGAGUGGCUGCAUCUCAGUACAAGACCCAAGGAUGGCAAGCAACAUCGGAUCAGGCAUCAUUUCCCCAUGUUGCGAAGUGAAAUUAAGAUCUGUCCCAGGAAUGAUGUAUAAUCCACAGGGAAAGCCACGAACAGGCGAGAUACUUGUCAGAGGACCAAAUGUCUUCAAAGGAUACUUCAACGACGAGAAAAGCACGAAAGAAGUUUUAUUAGAAGGCGGAUGGCUUUGUACGAGUGAUAUCGGAUUGAUUACUGAGUCUGGAGAGAUACAAAUCAUCGACAGAAUCUCCAAUUUCAUCAAACUCAGUUCCGGUAGAUAUAUCUCAAUUCAAACAAUGACUUCUAUCAUGGAAUCCGUGGAAGGAGUCAAAGGAGCAUAUGUAUACGCUGAUUCCCAUAGCGAUAAGCCGAUCGCUGUCAUUUCUCCAUCGAAAUUGUACGCAACUCUUUGGAAAGGAAAAGGAAUCAAAGAUUUAUCGAGAUGUGAAGAAGCAUGUGAUGAAAUGAAGAAUAGAAUCAAUAAAAGAAUGGAACAACUUCAUUGUUCGAAAUGUAACUUACUUUCGAAAGUUAUCAUCAUUGAAGACGAAAUUUCCCACAAAUUCGAUCCAAAUAAUCCUUGCCAGCUUCAAUACAAUGAUAUAAGAAAGCUUUAUCAAGAUAGAAUUCUUGAAUGCUUGUAA